AUGAGUAACAUCGCCCCUGAUCAACCCAUUGAUGACUUUCUGAAGAAACAUCCGAAUAAACGCAUUGUAUUCAUAACGAGUGGUGGAACUCAAGUGCCCCUGGAAAAGAACACGGUUCGAUUCAUUGAUAACUUCUCUAUGGGAACCCGUGGAGCCUCCAGUGCAGAAUACUUCCUUCGAGCUGGAUACGCAGUCAUCUUCAUGCACCGGGAGGAGUCACUGAAGCCUUUCUCCCGCCACUUCCCCAACAUUUUCAACUCUUUGACUCUAGAUGAAUCAGACGAAACCGUCGUCUGCAAGAUACCAAAUAUUGCAAGCAUUUUAAAAGAAAAAGUAAAAUACGAAGAAGCGAUUUUGUAUAUACCGUUCAAAACAUUCGACCAAUAUAUGACACGACUCGAACAAAUAUGCAUUCAUCUGAAUCCACUGGGAUCACGAGCGAUGGUUUAUCUUGCUGCCGCGGUUUCGGACUUUGUAGUAACAGAACUACCGACGCACAAGAUUGCGAGCAACUCCGAACUUCAUCUUGCCCUUAGUGUUGCACCUAAAGUUAUUGAGAAAGUUGUCAACUGUUUCGUUCCAAAAGCAUUCAUUGUUUCGUUCAAGCUGGAGACGGAUGAAAGCAAGUUACUACCAAAAGCUAAAGCCGCGCUUUCCAAAUACGGUCACCAGCUUGUAAUCGCAAACAUGCUGUCAACACGGAAGCACAAAGUUACACUUGUUCGUAAAGACAGAGAAGAAGGAGAAGAAAUCAAUCUUCCUGUUGAUAAUACAAACGAAAUCGAAAUAGAGUCUAUUAUAAUCGAUCGUGUCGGCGCACUUCAUCAAGAAUUUUUGAAUACAAAUAAAUAA
Messenger RNA from Caenorhabditis remanei, 852 nucleotides. RefSeq lists its product as uncharacterized. Gene Ontology annotation, molecular function: phosphopantothenate--cysteine ligase activity. Gene Ontology annotation, biological process: coenzyme A biosynthetic process. The transcript is spliced from 5 exons. Lineage: Eukaryota; Metazoa; Nematoda; Chromadorea; Rhabditida; Rhabditidae. The coding region runs from base 1 to 852 and encodes 283 amino acids. Gene Ontology annotation, cellular component: nucleus; cytoplasm. The record is from RefSeq and is a predicted model, not a curated record.